Messenger RNA from Pseudoliparis swirei, 914 nucleotides. RefSeq lists its product as uncharacterized. Bases 109 to 831 code for a protein of 240 amino acids. Gene Ontology annotation, molecular function: protein serine/threonine kinase activity; ATP binding; RNA endonuclease activity. The record is from RefSeq and is a predicted model, not a curated record. The transcript is spliced from 5 exons. Lineage: Eukaryota; Metazoa; Chordata; Actinopteri; Perciformes; Liparidae. Gene Ontology annotation, biological process: mRNA processing; IRE1-mediated unfolded protein response; intrinsic apoptotic signaling pathway in response to endoplasmic reticulum stress. Gene Ontology annotation, cellular component: IRE1-TRAF2-ASK1 complex.
CCUACAGAUGUUCAGGAGAGGGCCAGGCUGGCUGAUUUUGGCAUAAGUAGACGGCUUGUCAAAGAUCAAACAAGUUAUCCUACAAGAAGUGCAGGAACAAAAUGCUGGAUGGCGAAGGAGACUUUAGCAGAUGGAGACAUACCAUACAAGUCAAGCACUGAUAUACAGGUGGCCGGAAUGCUCAGUUAUUACAUCCUCUCUGGAGGACACCAUCCUUUUGGGGACGAAUCCUAUAAAGUUGAGAGCAACAUUUAUGAAGGACUCUACACUUUGGGCCACGUUCAAGAUGUGGUGGCAAAGGAUCUCAUUGAGUGGAUGAUCGAUAAAGAACCAAAGAACAGACCUCAAGUGGAAGAAUGCUUGAGUCAUCCCUUCUUCUGGUCCUCUACAAAGAGAGUUCAAUACCUGAUAAGGAUUGGCAACAAGGAUGAAGCGAAAAAGUAUCGAACGGCUGACCAGGAACUCCUUUGUUCAUUGGACAAAUGGGCCCCAGAUGGAUCCUUCAAACAGUGGCAAACAAAAUUUUCCUCCGAGUUGGUCAAUAAGAUGGACACCAAGAACAAAGCCUACCCUGACAACACACUGGGAUUACGGCGCUUCAUACGGAACCUCGAUGACCACCAUGCCGUGGAGGCCGCUCAAGUUGACGUGUUGGCACUUUUUCCUGAUCUCUUUGGAUGUGUUUUCAAGUUUGCCAAGACCAAAGGGUGGAAUUCAGAGACCCCCUUGAAGGAAAUGUUUCAAAGAAAAGACAUCAGCUCUACAAAGCUGACAAUACGCCCUGAUGCUGAUCUGGGUGUCCCUGUUCAAGAGUCUCAACCGGGGACCUGAAGUGAAGUUUAAAUCAAAAUGGCAGAAAGACUUUAAGCAGUCAGCGAUGGAAAAAACACAGACAAUUCUGAUGUUAUACUUUC